Molecule: messenger RNA, 2820 nt
Organism: Brachypodium distachyon (stiff brome)
Lineage: Eukaryota; Viridiplantae; Streptophyta; Magnoliopsida; Poales; Poaceae
Product: pentatricopeptide repeat-containing protein At1g80880, mitochondrial
Exons: 6
Coding region: 36-1679 (547 amino acids)
Molecular function (GO): protein binding
Source: RefSeq, a predicted model, not a curated record
AUUUUUUGCGUUUCGUUUUCGGUCCAACGGACCAGAUGACUCCCAGCUCCACAAUCGACGCAUCGGAAUCAAAGAGUCAAGCAUUCCCCAAAACUCUUCCCUCUCGCAUGGCGGCGCCGCCGUUCGCCGCUGCCCUCCGCCGCCACCUCCUUCUCCCCCACCGUUACUCCCUUCUCCCCUCUCGCCACAUCAGCCGCUCCACCGCCCACCCCCUCUCCGACGAAAGUGACUUCGAGUGCGACCAACCCCUCCCCCCAGCUCCCGACGACGACGACGGCGGCGGCGAGCUCAGCUCCUUCCUCCACCGCGUCUCCCACGCCUCGUCCGUUGCUUCUUCCCCGAAGGAAGCCCUCUCCCUUCUCCUGUCCUCGUCCCCCUCCUCUUUGCCCCCGCCGCCAGCCUCCCCCUCCCUCCUCGUCCGCGCGCUCUGGGAGCUCCGCCGCGACCCGGAGGCCGCAGCGCUCGCGAUUCGCUGGGGCGAAUACUGCAGUGCUUCAUCUGGGGCUGAGGGGGCGGGGUCGCCACCGGCCGAGGCAUGGCACCUGGCCAUAUGGGCUGCGGGGAAGGCGGGGCGGUUCGACCUCGCGUGGGCGGCCGUGCGGCGGAUGCUGCACCGUGGGGUCCUGACCCGCCGUGCCAUGAUCAUUGUGAUGGAGAGAUAUGCAGCUGCCAGUGAGUUGGAGAAAGCACUCAAAACCUUUGAUGUGAUGGAGAAGUUUAAAGUGCAAGCAGAUCAAGCUGUAUUUUACUCCCUUCUCCGUGCUCUUUGCAAAAGCAAAAACAUAGAAGAUGCUGAGGAGUUGCUUCUCAUGAGAAAGAAAUUCUUCCCACUUACAGCAGAAGGUUUCAAUAUAAUCCUUGAUGGUUGGUGUAAUAUAAUUAUUGAUGUGGCUGAAGCAAAGAGAGUUUGGAAAGAAAUGUCAAGUUACUGCAUUACUCCUGAUGGUACAUCAUAUACUCUCAUGGUCAGUUGUUUCUCAAAAGUAGGAAACCUUUUUGAUACGCUGAGGGUUUAUGAUGAGAUGAAAAAGAGGGGUUGGACUCCUGGUAUUGGUGUUUAUAAUUCACUUGUCUAUGUCCUGACGAGAGAGAAUUGCAUGAAGGAUGCAAAAAAAAUAUUCAGUAAAAUUAUAGAUGAAGGUCUCCAACUGAAUGUUGAAACAUACAACAGUAUGAUAAUUCCACUUUGUGAAAGUUGCAAGCUUGACGAAGCGCGGAUUAUGAUGGGAGACAUGAUAAUGAAGGGCAUUGUUCCAACCAUUUUGACGUACCAUGCGUUUUUGAAACAAGAAGGCGUUGACGAAACAUUGCAGCUAUUGAGAAAAAUGAAGGAAAAUGGCUGUGGCCCUAACAGUGAUACAUUUCUCAUGCUUAUUGAUAAAUUUAUUCAAGCGAAUGAGUCUGGAAAUGCUCUGAGAGUGUGGAAUGAAAUGAUAAGAUAUGACAUUAGCCCUGCUUAUUCACACUAUAUGGCGGUGAUCCAAGGUUUGGUUAAACAUGGAUGUAUACCAAGAGCUUUAGAGUAUUAUGAUGAAAUGAAGGCAAAAGGUUUUGCUUCAGAUCCAAUACUUGAUAGGGAAUUCAAAACAUUUCUGUUGGCCAACAGAGACCAUUGGAGAGGAGCAGGAAAAUAUAAUCUUAUUCCACAGCGAAGCAAACAUUUUACAAGACGCACAUGAAUUCCAUAACACGUGUGGGCCAUUAAGCAUGCUCCGAGUGCUUAUUUGUAUAACAAGGAAUUUCAAGCUUACAAAGACCCGUUUCAGAUCAUGGUUUGGGUCAGUGAACUCAUUCAGUUGGUCUUGGUUUCUUGCCCUGGCAACGGGCGGGUGCUAGGCUCAGGAUUGCCGUCGAUCAGAAGCUCCCUCUGCCGCCCUCCCCAAUCUUCUCUCCAUCACCUGAGCUCCCCCACAAGCAGACGCUGCCCAUUGUCCCCAUCAAGCUUCCUCAAACUCCACCCAUCGAGCUGCAUCGCCUCCCCACCGGAUUUGAGUUGACACUGCUGGCCGGCCACGACCUCAGCCCACUGUGUGCAAGUCCUGGGCUGCCCUUUCCCCAUCAGCCCAUUCUCGCCGCCAUGAGGGACCUGUCUUCACCUGCAAUUCAAUCCACCCACCUGCCCCUCUUGCUUGCAGUGCUUCCAGCAUGGAAAGAAGCAGGUCACCACAUGCUACCUUCUCCAAUCCUAUCCUUCAUGGAUCUCACCCUACCCAAGCACGGAAAGAAGCAGGCCAAUGACAUCUUGGACGAGGGAAUAAAAAUGUUUCCAGCAAGGAGGCAGUGGCGAAAAAGUUGAUGCAACUUUCUAAUUUCCAGCCGUUUUUACUGUUUUAAUACUACUGGUAAUUAGCAUCAACGGCAUGGCAGGAAGAUGCAAGUGCAUGGUCGUCCUGACUUAUUAUCCCAGAGCCAGAUUUGAGCCACAGAAAACCCAAAGUGAACAAAAGCACUCUUGUCAGUUGGACACGAACUCUCGCUGCCUCUAUGGUCAGACGUCUUCUUGGAAUGUGGUCAAGUUUGCUGAUUGCCAAGUGCAGCAGCAUAUGAAAGACCUGAAGUUCCAGCCCUUUCAGUGUCGGCUAAGUCGAGCAGACCCGUGCGCCCUAUUACAGUCCACUUCAUUUGCUAUUUCUUUCUGUAAUUUGUCAUCUUGAGAAAUAAGAUGCAGUACUGUUACCUGAGAGCGAGAUCAGACUAUUUGUGACUUCCAUCAUUCAGAGUGAUACAGUUUACUUGAAAGCGAGAUCAGACUAUUUGUGACUUCCAGCAUUCAGAGUUGGGAUAUCCAACCAAAUUGGCACUUACUAUCUCGUCUUGCAA